Molecule: messenger RNA, 1074 nt
Organism: Malassezia restricta
Lineage: Eukaryota; Fungi; Basidiomycota; Malasseziomycetes; Malasseziales; Malasseziaceae
Product: RNA polymerase II transcription factor B subunit 3
Exons: 3
Coding region: 1-1074 (357 amino acids)
Biological process (GO): positive regulation of cyclin-dependent protein serine/threonine kinase activity; nucleotide-excision repair; regulation of transcription by RNA polymerase II
Cellular component (GO): transcription factor TFIIH holo complex
Molecular function (GO): cyclin-dependent protein serine/threonine kinase activator activity
Source: RefSeq, a predicted model, not a curated record
AUGGUGGCCAAGCCCCGGGCGCAGGUGCCGACGACGUCGCUGGGCCGCGUCGGCCAGGCGCAGGUGCGCGAUCGGAGUGGGCGGAUCACCGAGUAUGCUUCCUCGGACGACCAGUGCCCGAUCUGCAAGACGGAUAGGUACCUCUCGCCGCGUCUGCGUCUGCUCGUGAGUCCGUGCUACCACAAGAUGUGUGAGUCGUGCAUCGACCGCCUCUUUUCGCUGGGGCCUGCGGCGUGCCCGGUGUGUGGCCAGAUCGUGCGCAAGCAGCAGUUCAGUGCGCAGAUCUUUGAGGACCUGCAAGUCGAGGAGGAGGUGCAUAUCCGGCAGCGUGUCGCGCGGCUCUUUCACCGCCAGCCCGAGGACUUUCCUACGCUGCGCGCCUACAACGACUAUCUCGAGGAGUUUGAGGACAUUACCUUCCAUCUCGUGCACAAGAUCGAUGUCGAGCAUACCCUGGCGCGGCUCGCGCACUACGAGGCGCUGAACAAGGCGCACAUUGCGCAGCACCAGCAGCAGCGCGAGCAGGAGUCCGCGCAGCAGGACGAGGCCGAUGCCGUCGCCCGGCAUGAGCGCAUGCGCCGCGCGCAGCAGGUGCGCGAGGAGCAGGAGCGCGAGCAGCUCGAGCAGGACGCUGACGAGAAGGCGCUCGUCGCAGCGCUCGAGGAGGGCCGCGACAUUGACGACGCGAUGCGCGAGCGCGAGGCACGUCGCGAGGCGCGCGUCGCCGCCGCGCAGCAGCGCGAGCUCGCCGCCGCCGCUCGGCAGCAGCACGACGCCGUGCCGACGGCGCCGCGCGUCCUCAGCGCCGAGGCGCAGGCGUAUGCACACGAGGUCGGCCAGUCCGACUACGUCGGCGCGUUUGCAACGCUGCACGACGGCACGCAGUUGUGCGACGCGCGCGGCGCGCCGCCGUCCGCCGGCGGCCUCGGCGGCAGCGGCUACGUCGAUCCGUGGUGGCGGACGGACGCGGCGCUGGGCGCCCAGUUCCGCGCCGGCGGCUACGACUGGCAGCACGAGGUGUGGCAGCGCGGCCUCGCUUCGCUCUGUGACGGCGUAUCGCUGCGCCCUAUGUAG